UGAGUCUACCUGAGGGCUGAAAAAAACCCAUGUCCUCACUUACCUCCGUUUUGAUCCGAUCCCUCUCUGUCAUCGCGACAAACCCUCGUCGCUGGAGCGAUUUCCACUACAUGCGUCCGAAAAUCUAGAUUUGGAUUCAUUCUGGUCCCAUGGAUCUCGGAGGCGGAGUGGAUUUCUCGACGGCGGCGGCGGCGGCGAGAUUAGCGGCGUCGAACUUGUCGAGUUGGUGGGACGAGAUCAACGAGUCGCCCAAGUGGCAGGACGGCGUGUUCUACUUCCUCUGCGCCGCAUACGCACUCGUCUCCUACGCCGCCCUGGUUCAGUUGAUUAGAAUCCAAUUACGUGUACCCCAAUAUGGUUGGACCGCUCAGAAGGUUUUCCAUUUUAUGAAUUUGAUUGUGAAUGGAGUGCGUGCAUUUGAAUUUGGAUUUCACACGCAAGUAUUUCUAUUCAGGCCCAAGGUAUUUACUAUAGCUCUACUGGAUCUUCCAAGUCUGUUUUUCUUCUCUACGUAUACACUGCUUGUGUUGUUCUGGGCAGAAAUAUACAAUCAGGCUAGAAAUUUCUCAACAGACAAAAUAAGGAUUGCGUACAUUUGCAUCAAUACUGCCAUUUAUAUUUUCCAGGUGUGUAUCUGGGUAUACUUGUUGUUAAGUUACAGCAGCAUAGUAGAUUCAUUGGGGAAAAUCUUUAUAGCAGUGGUUUCAUUCAUAGCUGCACUUGGAUUUGCAAUUUUUGGUGGCAGGCUGUUUUGCAUGCUGCGGCGAUUCCCAAUUGAAUCAAAAGGGAGGAGAAAGAAACUUCAUGAGGUUGGAUCUGUCACAGGCAUAUGCUUUGCAUGUUUUCUUAUCCGAUGCAUUGUGGUUGGACUGUCUGCAUUCAACGCAAAUGCCUCUCUGGAGGUUUUGGAUCAUCCCAUUCUAGACCUUGUAUAUUACAUGCUGACUGAGAUACUCCCCUCAGCGCUUGUGCUGUACAUACUUCGUAGGCUACCUCCAAAGCGAGUGUCAACGCAAUACCACCCUAUCCAAUAGUGGAGGAGCUAAAUACUAUUUUGAGCUUGGCAUUGUGGGCUUCUGUUUAUAUUGGGGACAAUAAAACGAAGGAAAUGGUGAACAGCAUUUAAUUUAUUAUUGCUUUUCCAUUAUAUCUCUGGAUCCUUGAUUCUUGAAUGAUAACUUAUGAUCCUCCGUGUUGAUCUUGGGACGGAUUGACGGGAACGCUGGGAGCAAGCGUAUUUGCCUUUUGCCACCUUGAAUGAUAACUUAUGAUAAUUUUUUUUUUGUUAAAUUAUAUAUAUAUAUACACACACCAUUUGAGAGAUUUGUUCUCGACAAAAAAUGAUGAAUUUGUUGUUACUGAAUGUUUGGCUGGUUUGAUCAAUACUUCUUGAUCUA
Molecule: messenger RNA, 1397 nt
Organism: Zingiber officinale
Lineage: Eukaryota; Viridiplantae; Streptophyta; Magnoliopsida; Zingiberales; Zingiberaceae
Product: tobamovirus multiplication protein 1-like
Exons: 11
Coding region: 150-1034 (294 amino acids)
Cellular component (GO): plant-type vacuole membrane
Source: RefSeq, a predicted model, not a curated record